AGAAAAGUCUGAGACUACGGAGACAGCCGUAGUGACCCCCAUCAAAAUACUAAAGAGACCUGCAGGAACUUCAUCCCAUCCACCUGAUCAGAGAAGCAUAAUUACAGAAGGUGACGAAGACAAGCAAUCUGAUACAACAAUGACAGCCACCUUGACCCCUAUUAAACUGCAGCUGAAACAAUCUGAAUCUACUUCAAGGACUGCUGCCUUCAAUUUUUCAGAGGAGUGCCCUGACAGUCAAGCAGGAAAUAGUAUAUGCACAGAGCCAGAAAUGUUAACAGGUUCACCUGAACCGGGAAACAUGUGGAGAACGCAGGAGUUGAAGAACCUAUUUGGUUCUGAGUAUGGGAAUUCAGACCAACAUAAGAAGCCACUGCAGUCAUUGCGUAACAGCGCAAAGGAAAAGAACCAACUUGAAGCUGAAGUCGAUACCUGCCAUCAUGCAGACAUUCCUUACGUCUGCAGUGACAUUCCAAGUACUGACAGUGACAAUCAAGAUUGUCACAACAAUGCUUGUGCAUCUGAAAACCUUGGCGAGUAUGUGUCCCUUCACAAUGUACCAAAAUUUAUGCUGCCUAAUGAUAAACUCGAGAAAAAUACAGUGGUUCAGCUACAAAAUUAUCUAAAGUCAAGAAAAAUAUUACCUGUACCUAGAUUAAAGGCUGAUCUCAUUGCCAAGGUAAAAGAGGUCAUGGCUUUAGAACCUGCUCCUGUAUCUAAGCCCAAUGUUUGCAAUAAAAAGCAGCAAAGACUGGUGCUAACAAAGGAUGUUGCCCAACUACCUGAUGAUGAUGUUUUCCCUCCUACUGGUUGGGAGGUUUUCCCUAGUAGAGAUAUGCCAAGCAAUUUCAAUUUUGGGAGUGUGUUCAACUACAUAGUGGAGACAAUGCCUCAGUUGCCAGACCCUGCCAGUAAUACUCCUUUGGCAGAUUCAUCGGAUGAAGAGGACAUUGCAGAAAAUGUAGUAAUUAUUAAUGACCCCUUCGAAGAUGCUGAGCAGACUGAGAUCAAAUGCAGUAAAAAACUAAGAAGAGGCUUGCAGUAUGUAAAAAGUAAAUAUGUGAGAAAUGUACAUGAUUGCUUACCAGACAGAUUGCAUUGCUACAAGGGACAAGUACGUGCUUCCAUGUCGAAGGUAGCCUAUCAUGUCAAAGUUGCAAUUUUUCAAGUUUCUGGUUCUGUGGUGAAGGCCUCAUGCCACUGUGGUGCCCACACAAUGCAAAGGUGCAGUCACAUCAGUGCACUGUUGCUGUAUUUAUUACUCCAUAAAAACCUGAAUGGUCCUAAAGUUUCACUUGAUAGUUGCAUGAAUUAUUUUUCUCGUAGUAAUGGAUUGGUAGUGGUAGGUGGCUGA
Molecule: messenger RNA, 1354 nt
Organism: Thrips palmi
Lineage: Eukaryota; Metazoa; Arthropoda; Insecta; Thysanoptera; Thripidae
Exons: 9
Coding region: 140-1354 (404 amino acids)
Source: RefSeq, a predicted model, not a curated record